UGCCCUGCGGCCGCCUCGUCCCGUGUGGUCUGCGUGCCGCUUCCUGCCGUGAGACCCCCUCAGGCUCCUUAGAAAGGCUGCAGCAGGGCGUGAUGGGGGGAGAAGACACGUUUAUCCCCGUGUGUGGGUUAUUGUAACCGCUGGGCAAGCUCCGUUAAAGUGUCUUCCGUUUGUAUUUCAGUCACUUCUCACCGGGAUUGAAAACCUAGAAUGGCAGGAGAACAGAAACCGUCCUGCAAUCUUCUAGAGCAGUUUAUUUUGCUAGCCAAAGGUACAAGUGGCUCAGCUCUGACUGCUCUUAUAAAUCAAGUGCUGGAGGCUCCUGGUGUUUAUGUCUUCGGAGAGCUACUGGAGCUAACAAAUGUGCAAGAGCUUGCUGAAGGGUCUAAUGCUGCUUAUUUCCAGUUGCUGAACUUGUUUGCGUACGGAACAUAUCCAGACUAUGUAGCAAACAGAGAUAACCUGCCUGAAUUAACAGCGACUCAGAAAAACAAGCUGAAACACUUGACAAUUGUAAGCCUGGCUUCCAGAAUGAAGUGCAUUCCCUAUUCUGUGUUGCUGAAGGACCUGGAUAUGAGGAAUCUGAGGGAGUUGGAAGAUCUGAUUAUUGAAGCAGUUUAUACAGAUAUUAUCCAGGGGAAGUUGGAUCAACGAAAUCAGGUGCUAGAAGUGGAUUUUUGUAUCGGCAGAGACAUUCAGAAGAAGGACAUCAGUAACAUUGUCAAAACACUCCAGGAAUGGUGUGAUGGUUGUGAAGCAGUUCUUUUAGGAAUUGAGCAGCAAGUACUUAGAGCCAACCAAUACAAAGAGAACCAUCACCGAACUCAGCAGCAGGUAGAGAUGGAGGUCACAAACAUAAAGAAAACAUUAAAAGCUACAGCUUCGUCGUCGGCACAGGAGAUGGAACAGCAGCUGGUAGAGCGAGAGUGCCCUCCACACACAGAACAAAGGCAGCCCACAAAGAAGAUGUCCAAAGUCAAAGGGCUAGUCUCCAGCCGUCACUAGAACAUACCAUCUAAAUGUCAUUCAGCUAGGAAUGACAACAGGAGGAGCAAAAAAGGGCCUGCGUCUCCUUUUUCAGUGGGUUCUGGGCCAGUCCCUUCGAGGCUGGCAAAUAAAAGCCCUGUUUGAAUACAGCAACCAGUUAGCAGCACCUGGCUAAGUUACACUGUGCAGCCCCUAUUAAUUUCCAGGAGGUCCCUGUUCUGGUCCUGUAAAGAGGGACUUCUAAAGAGAGGGACUAACCAAAAGGAGCAGGAGGGAAAAAAAAAAUAUCUGUGGACAAUUUUGCUCCCUCCCAGCCAGUCUUAUUGCUGCUUAACCUUGAGGAAGCUGCUGUACUAAAUCAGAUCUUGGGAGAACUUCUGUAGCAAGUGUCUGAAUCCCAGGGUUGAAGUGUGGCUACCAAAGCCAGGCUGGGAGUGAGGAAGCCAUCAACACAGAUCUUUUCAUUCCCAAAGGGAGCACAGAAAGGUUUCUAGGCCAGGAACUGCUUUGCAUGGAAGUCUUCAGCCUUUCUGCUACCCCUGUCUAUUUUAAACUGGGGUGAAAUUCACACUACCUCUCUCUAUGAAGAUGAGAUCCAGUGCUGGGCUGUUUACUUAACUGUCUGUUUACUGCCCUUACUAAGCCCUUUAAUCUCUCACAGAUUUAAAGCACUGUUAUGCAUCUCUGAGGCAUCAAUACAAUAAGGAGGAAGCAGGCUGCUCUUUUAAGCCUUCCUUCUUGCAGGUGGUUAGGGGCAUACUAGAAACUGUUCCUUCUGAAUGUGAUGUGACCUCCCAGAGCUGUUUGUGAGUUGUUUCCCCCACUGAUACCUUCAAAGGGUAAUGCAUUUGCUCUUCCUUGGAUGCUAGCGACAGAGGUCUGCAUGGGAGAAGAGCCCAUUUAGCAUUGUGGCAGGCUGGUGGCCCAGGACCCACUGGCAGGGGUCGCAGCAGCAUCCCCUUGCUGAAGCAAUGGACUUGACUAGUCUUUCUGAAUUUUGAACACUUUCAGGUUGUAUUUUCCUCCCUUUUUUGUACAUUGUUGUGAUUCUAAAGCAUUUCAGCCUUUGUGUUGUGGGGUUUUUUUUAUUUGUUACAGACUAACUUCAGGUGAUUUGCACCUAGUUCGGCAAGGUGUGGGUUUUUUUUUUAAGGGGGAGGAUGGGGUUGGCAUUGAAACAACAAUUCACAAAAAAGCACAUUUUAGAAAAAAAAAUUAAAAAUGCUGAUUUAAUGUCAGAGUCUGGAGUCUUAGCUUUGAGGCCGCUUUAGGCUUGUAGUCCAACAGCACUUGUUCACUUGAGCAUUUACGUGAUUCCUGGUGUCCUGAGAAGGUCUGACUAAUUUCCCUGAUGCAUCCGGGAGGCAGGGAAGUGCUCUUCCCAUUUUGUCAGUAGUUCAUCUUUGUCCAAAUUUGUUCAGAAGGAUCUGCAGCAAAGCCAAUACCUGAGCCCAAUGUCCUGAGCCUAAACACCUGCAAUGCCUGAUUGUGGAAGAUUUGUAGUUGUGCUCUGUCUUGGGCUAGUCGAUUCCUUCCUCUGGGUCUAGCAGAGUACCGCUUUGUAGUUUGGCCACUGUAUUUCACUCCAUGCUGUAAAGAGAAGGGCUUUCUGCGAGCAGGCAGGGGAGCUGUUCAAACAGAGGACUGUGACAAUGCUCCAGUCCUGCAGCCAGCUGUCACCUGCGCUUACUUCUGCAAUGCACGUGCCUUCCUCUUAUUGCUAUCAGAAUUCUUUGCCAUCUGCGUGUUUUCAGUCCUCAGUCACGGGACUUGUAGACUUGUGAAAGUAAAUUCCUCUCCUUUUCUUCUCCUGCAGUGCAGGCACACGGUGUUUAAUCUUGAGAGGUGGAUCUACAUACCUCCCAUCCAGCUGCCUCUGGGUCAAGUCCCUUAGUUUCUGAUUCUUUGCCAGCUUUCUUUCCCCCCUAGAAAUGCUAGCCAAAAAAUUCCCAGUGAAGGAUGUUAAGUGAAUAAGCCCAGAGCAUGAAGCCUUCCCUGUAUCUCAAAGGAACUGUUUCCCAAACCGUGGCAGUACUAGUUUCUGUGCUAGCUUCUCCCACUGUUCAGCUGACAGCUUCUCAGGAGGUGUAGGUGGACUUUGUGUACCCAAGUAUAACAGAUCCGUGUGAUGGAGAUGGACUGAGUCUGUUUCUGGCUUCCUGCGUGCGCAGCUGCAUUGUACUGGUCAUCCAGUUCCUCACUAGAUUUGACUAGUGAGGAGAGGUUCUGUGGUCCUCACUAGCUGUUUUCUUUCCUUCCCAUUUUUAAUAUCAGUCCCACAAAAAGGCAGGAGGAAUACAAAUGCCUUUGGAAAUCACUUUAACUCCUCAGCAAGCCGCAGUCUGCUGGGGAAAUAGAUGUGAAUUUGGCAUCCUUGGUGUUUAUUCCCAGUCAGUUACAGGAGUCACAUUAGUUUGCUGAAGCUUCUUCAGUGUGGUGGAAGUUUUUGAGUUUGUUCUUAUGUUUUUGCAGUUCUCAAAGCCUGGCUGGGGGUGAGGAUCUUAUUUAUCCUUCGGUAUAUGUUGCCUUUGAUCAGCAAAGAAACAAGGGAGGAAAUAGCGCUUUGAAUAAAGAGCUGUCCCUUGCUUGACGGCAAGAGAGGACAGAGAAGGGAAUGGGGUAUUGGAGGGAACUGAGCUGUUUGCAUGUUUGGCUUUCCUGGUGUGCCAGCGAUACGCUUGGUGCUGCAAAAGGAGGGGGGUGUCUUUGCAAUGAGCCCAGUCUGAGAUGAGUCAUUAACGAAUGACAUGCACAGAGUACCUGGGGGAGGCAAACAGCUCUGCAGCAGCUGGUUAAUGAAUCUGGCUUGAAGUAAAGAGUUAGAAGCUAUUCCAGGAAUGAAGCAGAAGGCGUAGUUGUUAACAGGGAAGGAUGCAGGAGGUGCUAUGAGAAGGACAACGGAUAAAGACUGCAUUGGCUCCCUGUGACUGCAGGGCAGGCAGCAACUCGGAGCAGGGUUGUGUGAAUCAGGGGCUGAUGGGGGCUGAAUUGCUGACAGUUUUGACUGAGGAGUGCCUGGGGAGCUUAAUUGUGCAACGGGGACAAGAGGGAGAUGGAAGCAAAGGUGGAUUUGAUGCAAACUCCCAUGUGUUGCAUGUGCCUGCUGGAGGCAGCUAACACAGCACUGCUGGACACUGCUCCCUGACGUGGCGAGAGCAUCCUGCCCUACUUCAUUUUAUGGCAGCAAUGGGCUGCUCCAGCUGCAGCUCACUUUAAGAUUGCAGCAGGACAGAGUUUGAGCCAUUGAGCUUCUGUUUGCCUCUUCCACCCGCAGGGAGACAAAGUAGAUGGAGCUGCCUUCCCUCUGCUCUUCAGGGCUUUAUUGUCUAGCUUCGCAUUCUGCAGCUCCACUUGUACUAGUGCUUGUUUAAUAUGGAAUUGAGCACUGAGCUGGAAAAUGGAAGAGAGGAUCUCGGCUGAUUGCAGUGCUGGUAGACUGCCCUAGCCCUAAAGCUGUGCCUUGUGCUA
This is a messenger RNA of Egretta garzetta (little egret), 4455 nucleotides long. RefSeq names its product COP9 signalosome subunit 7B (gene COPS7B). Gene Ontology annotation, cellular component: COP9 signalosome. The record is from RefSeq and is a predicted model, not a curated record. NCBI's taxonomy places the organism in Eukaryota, Metazoa, Chordata, Aves, Pelecaniformes, Ardeidae. Gene Ontology annotation, biological process: COP9 signalosome assembly. Bases 211 to 1005 code for a protein of 264 amino acids. The transcript has 7 exons.